Messenger RNA from Aspergillus oryzae RIB40, 1254 nucleotides. RefSeq lists its product as uncharacterized. The transcript has 2 exons. The record is from RefSeq and is a predicted model, not a curated record. Lineage: Eukaryota; Fungi; Ascomycota; Eurotiomycetes; Eurotiales; Aspergillaceae. The coding region runs from base 1 to 1254 and encodes 417 amino acids.
AUGUCCUUUCACGGAGGAUUCUCACAAUGGACCUGGCAACAGGCUGUAAAUUACACACAAACCACAUAUCUCCACCACCACCAGCAGCAGUACAGCGACAAUAUCGACCCACAACAAACUCGAAGAGAUGGAUAUAACCUCCAAGCCAAAAACCAAGAGCUCAAACAGACAAUCAGCGUCCUGCUGUGCGAGAAACACAAAUACAGAGAGGACCUCAAAGCCUCAGAACAAGCGUACCAGCUCGCGCAACAUGUGUCGUACAUUGCGCAGUCGAAUUCUGAAACCCAGAAGCACUAUUUUCACUCAGCGGAGGUAGCCUACAAUAAAGCCCAAGAGCAGACGAGGAGAUAUAGCAACUUGUUGACCGACGCGUGGGUGAAGACGAGGGCGUUGGAGGCCCAGCUUCGGUUUCGGGGGUAUACGACCAAUCAUUUGAAUGCUAUGUUGGAGGACAAGCAAGCUAUGAUCGAUGAGUAUUGGCGGCGCAUGGGGCAGCGCGAUAAUAUGUGCUGGGCUGCGGAUACCUGUGCGUGGAGGUAUAACUUGGUCGAAGAAGGUGAGAUUCUAGGGGAGAUACUCUUUCGGAUCAGUCGUGCUGCUGAUGAGAUGGAGUGUCUCUUUAGGGGCUAUCGGAAGGGUUUGACUGAUAGGAUGGAUGUUGUCUCGGAGGGUGGUGAUGGGGGAGACGCUAUGUGGCGUGCUGCUCCGCGGGCUGCAGCUGGAAAUGUCGAUUUGGCUUCUUUGGAACGCGAUUUAGAUGCCUUGAUCAAUGGUGUCUGGCCUGCUUGUGGGCUCGGUUCUGUUCGGGAGAGAAAUUUCUCGAGCAUAACAACUGAGGCCCAGGCUAGUGGCGCAGUCAACGGCACAAAUGCGCAGAUGCAAGAGGAGAGUGAGAGCGAAUACGAGCCGCCCGAAACAAUACACCAACCGUCCACCCCGGGGAAGAUGUUUGCCAGCAGCACCCAGCCGCUGCAGGUAACGGUUGUAGGUGAGUGGAUGGCAAGAUACGUCACGAGGUGGGUGGUACUGAGCAAGAGUGAUGCAGGGCGAAACAACUGGUUUCAUAUGUAUGGCACUGGAACCCAGGAUGUUUUUAUGUUCAACGGUCCGCAGGAUCCAGUCGGUCAGCCCAUAGAUCUGCAUGCCUUUAUACAAGAUGUGGAGCUUACUCAAGCAUCACAGGAAACCUUUGAUUGUGGCAUGUUCUGUGCCCUGCCAACACAAGGUCGGAUGCAAGAGAAUGGCGAACCUUGA